GAAUCUUCCACCCUCGCUGAAGUCAUUCAACUCGCGAGCUUCGCAGGCGCUAGGGUUGGCUGGGUAUGGGUUCUCUCGAUGCACGCGAUGUGCGCGCUACUAGGAUGCGGGGAUGGCUUUACAUAGCAUGGGUGUUUUUGUUCUUCAUGCUCGCUGGGCUUCUUUCAUCGAGGCGGAAUCGCGGGGUCGUCGGCUCCUCAGCAGCCAGAUCAAGUUGGUUCAGAUCACCUUCCAAGUGGCUCCCUUUCGCUCUUUACGGCGACUCCAACGUCCUUGACGAGCACCCAAUACCACGGCUCAUGGCCGACGCGGAAAAGAAAUUCAAGACAUUGCUCGCAAAGCAAAGCAAAACCCUCCCAGAGGCGGUCGCAGAGUACAAGCGCCGGUACGGUCGAGAUCCGCCUCUUGGAUUCGACGAUUGGUGGAAGCUAGUAGACGAAUUCGAUGCAAUUGUCGAAGACCUUGCUCCGUUUUGGUCACUCAGUGGUGCAGAGUUCAGAUGGAGGGCCUACGAAGCUGGGCAGCUACCUUCUAUUGAUUUGGUUCGCAUAGAAGAUGGUCUUGCUAUCGACCUGAAGGUAGAGAAGAAGUUCAAGGACACCGAGAAAGGACACCGGGCUCUCGGUUUCCGUCGGCUUCUUGAAAAGUUCCAAGAUAAGCUCCCAGAUAUGGACUUCCCGAUCAACGCAAAGGCGGAGGGUCGAGUGCUUGUACCUUGGGAACACCAGACCUAUCCUAAUCUCACCACUGAAGAGCUUUCAGUGGAAAACUUUACUCCCGAUUGGAAAGGGACAGGCAGUGUCUGGCAUGCAUUCCGUCGUACCUGUGCUCCAGAUACCCAAGCACGUCGGCUAUUCAGCUCCUACCGGAACCCGAAUGCGGAGAAACCGAGGAGUCUACUUGGUCCCCAGAACACUGUCGACGAAGUGUUCAAUUUUGCGGAGUCGGUCGAUGUAGACCUCGACUACUGCCAUUACCCCUGGGCUCAUUUCACCCAAGGCCACUUCUUUUCUGACUGGCGCACCGUGCCACAAUUAUAUCCCGUCUUUUCGCCUGCAAGAGCCAAAGGUUUCGCAGAUAUCAGGAUCCCAAGUCAUUACUAUCACGGUCAGAAUUCCCGCUAUACCUAUGGCUGGGAUCCAACCAACGAAGAUCCCAAGGAAAUCGAUGAUAUGGAGGUUCCCUGGGACAAUAAGGUUGAGGUUAUUUUUUGGCGAGGAGCCACUACCGGUGGAGGAAGCACGCCGCCUGGGUUUUCUCCUUUCUACCAGCGGCAUAGAUUCCUUCGUAUGGCACAUGAAAACGCCAAGGCAAACUAUACUAUCAUUCACGAAUCCCCUCUCAAUCCCGGCGCAUACAUAUCUACAACUGUCCCCGCAAUGGAGCUCAACCGCGAAAUCAUGGAUGUCGCCUUCGUGUCUGCGGUCGGCAGUUAUCCGGGUGGCGAAGAAGCCCUGCGUCGAGAGCACCGGUUCGCACAAUCUGUUCCGCUUGGCGAGCAUUGGUCGUAUAAAUAUCUCAUCGACCUGGAUGGCAUGUCUUAUUCAGGCCGAUUCAUGGCGUUCAUGGCAUCCGACAGCGCUGUCAUUAAGUCGACUGUGUACAAGGAAUACUUUACAGACUGGAUACAACCAUGGCUGCACUUCAUACCUUUGUCAUCAUCUUAUUCAGAGAUAUACAAUAUUCACGCUUACUUCUCCGGACCGUCGAGCGCAACCCUGAGAAUAGCCAACAUGUCACACGUCCCUGAGGUCAAGAACAUACACACAAAUGGGGACCAGCAGUUGAAGAAGAUAGCACGAGCUGGGAAACAAUGGAAAAAGACCAUUGGACGCACUGUCGAUAUGGAAGCGUAUGUAUAUCGACUAUGCCUAGAGUACGCCAGGCUCUGGGCGGACGACCGAGAUGCAUGGAGCUUUGUACUUUAGUAUCAUUAGCUUUAAUCCUUGGGCGUCUUGGAGUUGUAGGAUUUUCGUCAUUUUUUGUGCUUGGGUUCGAUGUUGUUGCAUUGCUUUCCAACAGAAAUACCACGUCAUACCUUACACGAGUUCAUCCGCGAGCACAUGCAGAAGCUGUAUGUGCAGUGUCAUUACCUUCCGGAUGUGCAGGCCUAGUAGGACAGUCACUUCCGUGAGUGUCCCCCCCUCGAGCACACCUGCCCAAAGGGGAGGCUAAUUGUAUCCUGUCGCAUGCUACUAGUUAUUUAUUGCAUGUUAUUAUCGCUUUCAUGACUUGCAAACUGAGGUGGCGAGAUACAUACCAGGCGACGUACGCACGGUAAUUUGAAUGCUAGGGCUGUCGUUCGAUAUUUCAAUGAUUAACCGCACAUAAC
Molecule: messenger RNA, 2332 nt
Organism: Pisolithus orientalis
Lineage: Eukaryota; Fungi; Basidiomycota; Agaricomycetes; Boletales; Pisolithaceae
Product: glycosyltransferase family 90 protein
Exons: 9
Coding region: 66-1928 (620 amino acids)
Source: RefSeq, a predicted model, not a curated record